Messenger RNA from Calypte anna (Anna's hummingbird), 2217 nucleotides. It is a transcript of the gene ALKBH8, whose product is annotated as alkB homolog 8, tRNA methyltransferase. NCBI's taxonomy places the organism in Eukaryota, Metazoa, Chordata, Aves, Apodiformes, Trochilidae. The transcript is spliced from 12 exons. The record is from RefSeq and is a predicted model, not a curated record. The coding region runs from base 68 to 2086 and encodes 672 amino acids. Gene Ontology annotation, cellular component: nucleus; cytoplasm. Gene Ontology annotation, molecular function: tRNA binding; S-adenosylmethionine-dependent methyltransferase activity. Gene Ontology annotation, biological process: tRNA wobble uridine modification.
GCCUUAUGCUGAGGAACCGAGACAGCGGCGGCGCGGGCGCGGCCCUGGCCCUGUCAGGGUUACCAGCAUGGAAGUUAAAACCAGUGAAGAUAAUUUGAAAGUCAAUAAAAUGAAGAAGAAGGUAUUGAGGAAACAGGUUAGAGCUCAGCAUACAUUGAUGAGACAUGAGGGCAUUGAGUGCAUCUCCCAUGCCACAGAGAGCUUGGUUGUUGCCAAUGCUGGUCUGGGUAAUGGGAUGAGUAGACACCAACUUCUCAGGAUAGUAGAAGAAUAUGGAUUGGUGGAAACACUCUUAAUGCCACCGAAUAAACCGUAUUCAUUUGUGAAAUAUGGGACAACAGAAGCAGCCAAGAAAGCCUUUGAUGCCCUCAAUGGAAAAGAAAUAACACUGGAAGACUUUGGCCAAAACAUUGUUCUCUAUAUUAAUUUUGUGGAAAAAGUUUUCUGGCAGGAUGCUAUUCCUACAAGCUUGCCUCCAGGCCUAAUGGUCAUUGAAAAGAUUAUUUCUCCAGAGGAAGAAAAGAGGAUGUUGGAGUGUAUUGACUGGAUAGGAGAUGAAGAUACUCAAAAUGCUCAGAAGACUUUAAAGCAUAGAAGAGUAAAACAUUUUGGAUAUGAGUUUUGCUAUGAUAACAACAAUAUUGAUAAAGACAAACCUUUACCUGGUGGUCUUCCUGUAAUUUGUGACCUGUUCUUGGAGAAAUGCUUGAAGCAGGGAUAUAUCAAACAUAAACCUGAUCAACUGACUGUAAAUCAGUAUGAACCUGGACAAGGAAUUCCUCCUCAUAUUGAUACACAUUCUGCUUUUGAGGAUGAAAUUAUCUCUCUCAGUUUAGGAGCCGAGAUUGUGAUGGAUUUCAAGCACCCUGAUGGCCAUACAGUGGCAAUUAUGCUGCCCCGAUGCAGUUUAUUGGUGAUGGCGGGAGAGUCCAGAUACCUGUGGACACAUGGGAUUACACCCCGAAAAUAUGAUGUCAUUCAAGCAUCUGAACUUGGGCAAAAAGUUGGAACAAUCAUUGCUGAUGUCAGAGACCUAACGCUCAAUCGAAGAGAAACAAGGACAUCUUUUACAUUCAGAAAAGUGAGGAGGAGCCCUUGCAACUGCAUUUACCCAUCUGUUUGUGACAGCCAGAAAGGACAGCAAAGGCAGAUACAACCUUCAUUUCCCCACAGUGAGGUGGAGGCCUUGAAGCUGGAACAAGAAUAUGUCCACAAUGUGUAUGAAGAGAUUGCCACACACUUCAGCAGUACCAGGCAUAGCCCAUGGCCCCAGAUUGUAGAGUUUCUCAGAUCCCUACCAAAAGGGUCGAUUGUGGCUGAUGUUGGUUGUGGUAAUGGGAAAUAUCUGGGCAUCAACAAGGAUUUGUACAUGGUUGGCUGUGAUCGCAGCAAAAACCUGGUGGAUAUUUGUGGAGAAAGAAAUGUUGAGGCUUUUGUCUGUGAUGCCCUCUCAGUGCCCAUCCGCAGUGGUUCUUGUGACGCCUGCAUUUCUAUUGCUGUCAUCCACCACUUCUCAACAGUGGAGAGGAGACUGGCAGCUAUCCGAGAACUAGUGCGGCUUCUAAGGCCUGGUGGGACAGCACUCAUUUAUGUCUGGGCAAUGGAACAAGAAUACAAAAACCAGAAGUCUAAGUAUCUUAAGGAUGGUGGUAAAGACAAAAAGAAGGAAAUCAAUACUGGCAUGGCCCAGAAAACACCUUGUGAUCAAAUGCCUGAGAGCAGCAGCCAAGACUCAGUGUGUUCUGACAGACGUCUUAAUGACUGGAAGGAUGAAUGCUGUGGUGCACAGCCAGUAGCAGAGCCCAGACUGCCUGUCCACACGAACCGAACCUCCUUUCACUCUCAGGAUUUGCUGGUUCCCUGGCACCUGAAAGGUGGCUCUAAGAAGAAACAGGAAGGUGUUGACCGGGGAUUGUUUCCAGCUGGCUCCAAGGAAUCACAAAAACUCAGCCCUGUUUUCCACCGCUAUUACCAUGUGUUCCGUGAAGGGGAACUGGAAGAAGUGUGCACAUCCUUGGAUUGUGUGAGGGUUCAAAGAAGUUACUAUGAUCAGGGAAACUGGUGUGUGGUUCUAGAAAAGCUGUAGCCUGUGGUGUUUCCUCCACUGUAUGUGGCAUUUUGUUUAUUUUUUACAGUGUGAAAGGUACUUUUCAUGCAGACUGCAGCUGUUACCUCUUUUAAAAUAGCAGAAUAAAGAUUGUAUAUUGAUUAGUAACA